GCUGGGUGACCACUUAUUUCUUGUGCUGUUCACUGUUGCAUGCUCUUUACUUGGUUGAGUGUUUCAACUCUUUCCUGCGUGGCCCCUUGGCUGCGUUGCGAAUCCUCUACCAUCUGUUGCAGGGCAGCUUCGCUUGAGCAGGCUGAUCAGUUUCCUAGUGACUUGUCAGGAUGGUGGACGCCAUCGCUCGGGAAGUUCCUAUUUCCAAGCAGGCCCUGUUGGAGAGCUCCAAUCAGCUUGCAGACGUUGCAGACUAUUGUGAAAAGCGGUACCUCGAGGCGACGUCGGAGCAUGAGCAGGGCACUAUCAUCAAUGAAUCAAAGCAGUAUACUAUUCAAGCUCUGGCCAGUGUUGCCUACAGUAUUAGUGUGCUUGCUCAGCAUGCCACCAACUUAUUUGACCAACAGUCACAGCAAAUGGAUCGAUUAGAUGAAUCUGUUAGCCAUCUAUCCACGUGUGUCAAGAUCCACAAGGAGAAGAUCGUCCGCCGUGAUAUCGGCAAGAUGUCCAUGUUGAAGCGCAAUCGUCCCGCACCCUGUGUUAGUGUCAGGGAUGGCGCUGCUGUAGCCAAAACCAAAUAUCACUUCAGUCGCAAGAAAAUCGACAGCGCUUCCUUGGACACCAUUGGAUUUGGCUUGCCAAAGCAGCACUCCGAUCCCAGGUGUCGGGCAGGUCAUAACUCACAGAGAGGGAUGCAAUCAGCUGACGGGCAAUCAGGAGCACCUCUACAAUCAAGUGCGUCGAUGCAUUCAUGGUCGAACAGGAAGUCCACCAUAAGAUCAGGAGGUAUGGAUGGAGGCCUCUUCAAAACUGUACACGCCGGCCCGGCUCCCGUUUCCGUUCCUGUGUGUCCACCGAAGGCGGGAUCCAUGCGUUCCAGUGCGUCAGAACCAGGAAUACGGCCUGCCGUCCGACCUGCCUUAGCUAGGCCGGGGCCAGCCCAAGUCCAGGAGGAAGACAACAUGUAUGAAGACUGUGGUCCCAGGCAUAAUCCUAAUCCAGCUAAACCUCCUCCCAAUCCGAUGCAAUUUAAUGCACCUCCUCCCGAUCCGAUGCAAUUUAAUGCGCCUCCUCCCGAUCCAAUGCAAUUUAAUGCGCCGCCUCCCGAUCCGAUGCAAUUUAAUGAGCCAAUGCAAUUUUCACCGCCGAAUACAGCACCACCACCAGCACCCAUGAGCCCGUCAAUAGGUGGAGGGGCUCUGAUGGACGAUCACUUCGAUACCAUGUCACAGUAUUCUACUCAGGAGCAGAUGGCACAGUAUUCUACGCUGACACGCAAGAUGCCAGGCGCGAGCCAGGCACCUCCGCCUCCGGCACCUUCUCAGUUCCACGCCGAUGCAGAUCUGGUGGAGGAACAAACGUCACCCUUGCCACCACCACCACCAUUAUCAACCGACGAUCUGCCGCCUCCGCCACCGCCUCCGGACGAAAACAACUACACCGCUUACGGUGAAAUACCGGACAACCCUCCGCCGGCCCCACGUGAAUAUGCACUUGGUCGUAAGCCGUCCAGACCGUUGCCAAUGGCAAAGCCGAGACUGCUCAAGAAAAGAGAUUCGUCUUCAAGCACCACGUCCAACGGUACGCUGAAUGGCAGGAACACCUCGAUCACAAGCGCCUCUUUUGCCGAUCUACCACCACCGCCUAAUCUAUAGGUACUUGACAAAACCAAUAGUCACAUGGACAAAGUGAGAAUACGCGUUGCAGACAUGUUGAUACAUUUCUACUUCUGCCCUUGCAGGCUUCAAGCAUACUUUGCACACAAAAUUGAAUAACAUGAAACUUGGUAUGAACUGUCUGCUUUCAAGUAGUGUUGUUGUUAUGCUGCACGCUGAUAGUAGUGUUGUUGUUAUGCUGCCCGCUGAUAGUUCAAUGUAUACUUUCCUUUCGUAGGUCUUCUCUUAUCCUGUGCCUGUUAGACUGGCUCUGUGCAGCUGCUAAAAGCUGCUUCCUACUCACUGAUUGUACAUCAUACCUACUCACUGAUUGUACAUCAUACCAUGCAGUUCAUAAGCUUUUAUACCGUGUACUAUUAUUUCUUCUUAUUCGAGUAAAGAAGCAAACACCCGUCUUGCA
Molecule: messenger RNA, 2076 nt
Organism: Sycon ciliatum
Lineage: Eukaryota; Metazoa; Porifera; Calcarea; Leucosolenida; Sycettidae
Product: abl interactor 1-like
Exons: 8
Coding region: 171-1655 (494 amino acids)
Biological process (GO): neuron migration
Cellular component (GO): lamellipodium; actin-based cell projection; SCAR complex
Molecular function (GO): signaling adaptor activity; SH3 domain binding
Source: RefSeq, a predicted model, not a curated record